CCAGCAAGCGGGGCGGGCCCGGGGCCGGGGCCGGGACCGGGGCGGCGGCGGCGCGGAGCGGGACGGAGCGGGACGGAGCGGAGCGGGGCGAUGGGGCCGCCGGUGCCCGCCGCGCUGGGCGCCCUGCUGCUGCUGGGUGCCCUCGGAGUGACCCACGGUGCCAGGGGCCUGGCCGAGACCACGUUCCCUGAGGACACGGUGGCCGACCGCGUCGGCGGCGCGCGGGGGCGGCGGUACUACGCCCAGCUCUCCGAUGACGAGGACCUGCUGGCAGACGAGGCGUCCGGGGAUGGCAGCGGGGAGUACGGCAGCGGUGACAUCCUGCUGGUGGCCAGGGGCACCCCGGCGCCCGGCGUCGGGCUGGCACCCACCGUUUAUUUCCGGGCGCUGGUGAACUUCACCCACAGCAUCGACUACAGCCCUCGGCUGGAGGAUGCCAACUCAGAGGAGUUUCGGGAGGUCUCGGAGGCCGUGGUGGAUACUCUGGAGUCAGAGUAUUACAAGAUCCCCGGGGACCAAAUGGUCAACGUGGUGUUCAUCAAGGAGCUGGAGGGCAGCGUCUUCGUGGAGCUGGACGUGGGCUCGGAGGGCAACGGGGACGAGGCGCAGAUCGGGGCCGUGCUGCGGGACGUGGUGGCUGCCGGCUCCAUCGCCUCCUUCAUCACCUCGCCCGUCGGCUUCCAGUUCCGGCGCCUGGGGGCCGUGACGCCUCACCUGCGCCCCUGCACCGCCCUGGAGUUCUCCUGCGGCAGCGGCGAGUGCAUCGCCCACGAGUACCGCUGCGACCGCCGCCCUGACUGCCACGAUGCCUCGGAUGAGCAGGGCUGCGGUGAGCCCCCCCCGGCCACCUCCCCGGCACGCCCCGCGCCCCCCAGCACCGCCCGGCCCGCCACCACCCGCCCGCUGGUCACCGUCCCCGCCACCACCCGCCGCCCCCCGCCACCCAAAGCCGGGUGCCGGCCAGCCGAGGCCACCUGCGCGGACGGACGCUGCGUGCCCCGCGACUACCUCUGUGACGGCGAGCGCGACUGCGCCGAUGGCAGCGACGAGGAGGACUGCGGCACCCCGUCGCCCUGCGAGCCCAACGAGUUCAAGUGCCGCAACGGGCACUGCGCCCUGAAGCUGUGGCGCUGCGACGGGGACAACGACUGCGGGGAUGGCUCAGAUGAGACCGACUGCCCCACCAAGGCGCCCGGCGCGGCGUGCGGGCCAGACCAGUUCAGCUGCGUGGCCAGCGGGACCUGCAUCCCCGCCAGCUACCACUGCGACGAGGAGCCCGACUGCCCCGACCGCUCCGACGAGGUUGGCUGCAUGCCGCCGCAGGUGGUGACGCCGCCGCGGGAGUCGGUGCAGGCGGUGCCGGGGCAGACGGUGAGCUUCACCUGCGCCGCCACCGGCGUGCCCACCCCCAUCAUCACCUGGCGCCUCAACUGGGGGAACAUCCCCCCCAGCCGCAGGGUGUCCAUCGUGAGCGAGGGUGGGCAGGGCACACUGACCAUCCGGGACGUGAAGGAGGCCGACCAGGGCGCCUACACCUGCGAGGCCAUCAACACCCGCGGCAUGGUCUUCGGCAUCCCCGACAGCGUCCUCACCGUCACCCCCCGCCCCGGUCCCUGCCCCGAGGGCCACUUCCAGGUGACGGGCACAUCCCGCUGCCUGCCCUGCUUCUGCUUCGGCGUCACCACCGCCUGCCGUGCCACCGCCCGCCACCGCCACCGCCUGCAUCUGCGCUUCGACCGCCCCGAUGACUUCAAGGGUGUCAACGUGACGGUGCCAUCAACUCCGUCCCUGCCGGCGCUUGCGGCCACCCAGCUGCACGUGGACGUGGCCACCGAGGAGUUCCAGCUCCUGGACCUGUCCCGGCGCUUCCUGGCUCUCGAUGCUUUCUGGGCACUGCCGGCCCCCUUCCUGGGUGACAAGGUGGACGCUUAUGGCGGGGCGCUGAGCUAUGGUGUGCGCUACCGGCUGGGCCGGGGGCCCCCCGAGCCAGCCCCCCGCCCUGAUGUGCUGCUGCGGGGCCGGGGCCGCCAGCUCCAGGCGCGCGCUGGGGACACCCAGCCCGACGUCCUCAACCGCCGCCGCAUCCCCUUCACCGAGGACAACUGGGAGGACGAGACGGGCGCCCCGGUGAGCCGGGAGCUGCUGCUGAUGGUGCUGAAGGAGCUGGAGGGCAUCUUGGUGCGGGCGGUGUAUGACGGGCGCAUGGCCAGCGUGGGGCUCAGCGACGUGGCCAUGGAUAUCACCAGUCCUGGGGACACCAGCUUGGCACCUGCCGGGGACGUCGAGGAGUGCAGGUGCCCCGUGGGCUACACGGGGCUGUCGUGCCAGCGGUGCGCCGCCAAUUUCGAGCGGGUGCCGCAGGGACCCUACCUGGGGACCUGCUCGGGCUGCAGCUGCCACGGCCACUCCAGCACCUGCGACCAGGUCUUUGGGCACUGCCUGAACUGCCAGCACAACACAGAGGGUCCCCAGUGUGAGAAGUGCAAACCUGGCUUCUUUGGCGACGCCACGCAGGGCACGGCCACCGCCUGCCGCCCCUGCCCCUGCCCCUACACCGAGCCAGCCCGCAGGUUCUCCGAGUCAUGCUUCCUGGACACGGAUGGCCAGGCCACCUGCGAUGCCUGCGCCCCCGGCUAUGCUGGCCGCCGCUGCGAGAGGUGCGCCCCAGGCUAUGAGGGAGACCCCAUCCAGCCAGGUGGCAAGUGCACCCGCAUCGGCCAGGAGCUCGUCAAGUGCGAUGCACGCGGGGGCAAGGACGCGGUGGGUGGCACGUGCCGCUGCAAGCCCAACGUGACGGGGCGGCAGUGUGAUGAGUGCGCGGCCGGGACCUUCCACCUGAGCGACGCCAACCCCGACGGCUGCCUCAAGUGCUUCUGCAUGGGCGUCUCGCGGCAGUGCGCCAGCUCCUCCUGGAGCCGCGACCAGGUCCGUGUCACUGCUGAGGAGGUGUCGCCACUGCACCUGACCAACCUGGCAGGCACGGGGACGAUGAUCAAAGGCUCACGCUUCGCUGCCCCACGGGAGCUCGUCUUCUCCGACUUCUACACUCUGCCCCGUGAUGUCUACUUCUGGGUUCUGCCCACAUCCUUCACCGGAGACAAGGUGACAUCGUAUGGGGGCGAGCUGCAGUACACGGUGACGCACCACGCGCCAGCAGACGCCCAGCCGCUGCAGCGCCAGCCUGACGUCCUGCUGCAAGGCAACGGCAUCUUCCUGGAGCACUUCUCUGAUGCCACCCCUGCGCCCGGUGUCCCCACCACCGUCACCGUGCCCUUCCGCGAGCACGCUUGGCACCGGGCGGACGGGCGCGAUGCCACCCGGGAGCACCUCCUGAUGGCCCUGGCCGACAUCGAUGUCCUCAUGAUCCGCGCAUCCUACAUGGACCAACCGAUGGAGAGCAGGCUCUCUGAUGUCCGCCUGGACGUGGCCGUGCCCCACGCCACCGGCCGGCCACCGGCGCUGGAGGUGGAGGACUGUGCCUGCCCCCCCGGCUACCGUGGCCCGUCCUGCCAGGACUGUGACGUGGGCUACGCCCGCAGCACCAGCGGGCUCUACCUGGGCACCUGCGAGCGCUGCCAGUGCCAUGGGCAUGCCGACGAGUGCCAUCCUGAGACGGGCGAGUGCCAGGGCUGCCGGGACCACACGGAGGGCACACAGUGUGACAAGUGCCAGCCUGGCUACUAUGGCGAUGCUACCCGCGGCACCCCGGGCGACUGCCGUCCCUGCCCCUGCCACGGAUCCCACACUGACACCCAGAGCUGCUUCGAGGACACGGACGGGCAGCCCACGUGCAGCGCCUGCGCCCCAGGACACAGCGGGCGCCUCUGCGAGAGGUGCUCGCCUGGCUACGUGGGGGACCCGCUGCGGGGAGAGCCAUGCCGAGAGCCAGGGGCCACCGGUGACCAGUGCCAGUGCAACCUGCAGGGCAGCAUCGGCGAGCAGUGCGACGCCAGCGGGCUGUGCCAGUGCAAGGCCAACGUGGAGGGUCCCCACUGCGCGGCCUGCCGCCCCCACCACUUCCACCUGAGCGCCGUAAACCCGGCGGGCUGCCUGCCCUGCUUCUGCAUGGGCAUCGUCCAGCACUGCGCCAGCACCUCCUACUCCCGCGACACGGUCCGGACGUCCUUCGGCCCCGGGAGCUGGCAGGGCUUCGCGCUGGUGAACCGGCAGCGCAGCACCCGCGUGGCCACCGGCUUCAGCGUGGAGAUGGGCACCACGGGGCCCCAGCUCACCUACGGGCGCUUCGGGGAGCUGUCCCCUGAGUCCUACUACUGGCAGCUGCCCCAGCCCUACCAGGGGGACAAGGUGGGCUCCUACGGUGGGCGGCUCCGCUACACCCUUACCUACACCCCAGGGGGCCGGGGGGCCCCCCUGCCCGACGCCGACAUCCAGAUCACGGGCAACGACAUCACGCUGGUGGCAUACCAGCCCGACCUGCCCCCCGGCAUGCCGCACGCCUUUGAGAUCGUUUUUCGGGAGCAAUACUGGCAGCGGCCGGACGGGCAGCCGGCCACGCGGGAGCAUCUCCUGAUGGCGCUGGCCGACCUGGACGAGAUCCUGAUCCGCGCCACCUACUCGACCAGCAUGGCCGCGUCCAGCAUCGCCGGUGUCAGCAUGGACAUGGCCGUGCCCCCCCGGCCCGGCCUCCCCCCGGCGCUGGAGGUGGAGGAGUGCCGCUGCCCCCCCGGCUACCGUGGCCUCUCCUGCCAGGACUGUGCCCCCGGCUACACGCGCACCGGGGGGGGGCUGUACCUGGGGCACUGCGAGCUCUGCGAGUGCAACGGCCACUCGGAGACCUGCCACCCCGAGAGCGGCCUCUGCUCCGGCUGCUUGCACAACACGGCGGGGGACUUCUGUGACCAGUGCGCGCCCGGCUUCUACGGGGAUGCCACCGCCGGCACCCCUGAGGACUGCCAGCCCUGCGCCUGCCCCCUUGUGCACCCUGAAAACCAGUUCUCGCGGACCUGCGAGAGUUUGGGAGGCGGUGGGUACCGCUGCACCGCCUGCGCGCCGGGCUAUGCCGGGCAGUACUGCGAGCGGUGUGCUCCUGGCUACGUGGGGGACCCCAGCGUGCGGGGCCAGACAUGCGUGCCGCAGGGCUCGCCACCCCCUCUCGUGGUCCGCGUGCACCCGCCGCGCACAGCAGUGCCGCAGGGCAGCCCGGUGACGCUGCGCUGCCAGGCCAGCGGGAACCCCCCCUUCUACUACCACUGGUCGCGGGAGGACGGGCGGCCCCUGCCCAGCAGCGCCCAGAGCCAGCGGCAAGGUGAGGAGCUGCACUUCGCCAGCAUCCAGCCCACCGAGGCCGGCGUCUAUGUGUGCUCCUGCCGCAACCUGCAGCACAGCAACGCCAGCCGGGCCGAAGUCAUCGUCACCGAGACACCCACUAAGCCCAUCACUGUCACCGUGGAGGAGAAGAGGGUGCAGCGGGUGAAGCCCGGGGCCGACGUCACCUUCAUCUGCACAGCCAAGAGCAAGUCACCCGCCUACACCCUGGUGUGGACACGCCAGAACCAUGGGACGCUGCCGUCGCGCGCCAUGGACUUCAACGGCAUCCUGACCAUCCGCAACGUGCAGCCUGAGGACGCUGGCGUCUACGUCUGCACCGGCUCCAACAUGCUGGACAUGGACGAGGGCACGGCCACACUCUACGUCCAGGCCCCUUCGAAGACCCAGAUGUUUUAUGGACCUGUUGAGUUUAUGGAGGGGCACAGACCCGCCGCCACUGCCACCGCCCCCACCGCCACCGUGGAGCCGGCGCAGCUGAGCGUGGCACCGGGGCAGCCAGCCGAGUUCCGCUGCGUGGCCACCGGCAGCCCUGCGCCCACCCUCGAGUGGCUCGGCGCGCUGCCACCACGGGCAGUCGCCCACGGCGGGAUUCUGCGGUUCGGCGCCGUCGAGCCAUCCGACCAGGGGCACUACAUGUGCCGCGCGCGCAGCAGCGCUGGCCAGCACACGGCGCGGGGUUUCCUCCAUGUGCAAGGCGCUGGUGAGCCCCAGGUGCAGGUGAGCCCAGAGCGGACAGAGGUGCAGGAGGGCUCCACAGUGCGGCUGUACUGCCGGGUGUCGGGGUCACCCACUGCCACCAUCUCCUGGGAGAAGCAGGGGGGCUCCCUGCCACCACAGUCCCGCUCUGAGCGCACCGACAUCGCCACGCUGCUCAUUCCUUCCAUCACGGUGGCCGAUGGUGGCAUCUACCUCUGCGUGGGCACCAGCGCCGCCGGCACAGCCCGCGCCAGCAUCGAGGUGGUGGUGGUGCCAGGGGCCGUGCCGCCCGUCCGCAUUGAGUCCUCGUCCCCCUCUGUCACCGAGGGACAGACCCUGGACCUCGACUGCAUGGUGGCAGGAUCAGGCCACGUCACCGUCACCUGGUACAAGCGUGGCGGCUCCCUGCCCGCCGGCCACCAGGUGUCGGGGUCCCGUCUUCGCGUCCCCCACAUCACGGCGGCUGAUUCGGGCGAGUACGUGUGCCGGGUGAACUCGGGAGCCACCGUCCGGGAGGCGUCUGUCAUCGUCACCGUCGUGUCCGGCUCCGGGCUGUCCUACGGGCCACCAGGCUCGGGUGGCACAGCCCCCGUCAGGAUCGAGGCGUCCUCCUCCACCGUGGCUGAGGGACAGACCCUGGACCUCAACUGUGUCAUCGCCAGCCCCGCGCAGGCCACCGUCACCUGGUACAAGCGCGGCGGGUCCCUGCCAGCCAGGCACCAGGUGUCCGGCUCCCGGCUGCGGCUGCUGCAGGUGACGGCAGCUGACUCGGGCGAGUACGUGUGCCGGGUGAGCAGCGGGGCCACCACCAAGGAAGCCACUGUCGUGGUGACGAUCCAGCCCAGCGGGGCUGGCUCCUACCCCCCAGGUGGCACAAUGCCACUGCACAUCGAGUCCUCAUCCUCCACCGUGACUGAGGGACAGACCCUGGACCUCAACUGUGUCAUCGCCAGCCCUGCGCAGGCCACUGUCACCUGGUACAAGCGCGGCGGGUCCCUGCCGGCCAGGCACCAGGUGUCUGGCUCCCGGCUGCGGCUGCUGCAGGUAACAGCGGCCGACUCAGGCGAGUACGUGUGCCGGGUGAGCAGCGGGGCCACCACCAAGGAAGCCACCAUUGUGGUGAAGAUCCAGCCCAGCACGGCCGGCUCCUACCCCCUGGGCGGAACAACGCCCCUGCGCAUCGAGUCCUCGUCUUCCACCGUGGCCGAGGGACAGACCCUGGACCUCAACUGUGUCAUCGCCAGCCCCGCGCAGGCCACCGUCACCUGGUACAAGCGUGGCGGGUCUCUGCCAGCCAGGCACCAGGUGUCCGGCUCCCGGCUGCGGCUGCUGCAGGUGACAGCGGCCGACUCAGGCGAGUACGUGUGCCGGGUGAGCAGCGGGGCCACCACCAAGGAAGCCACCAUUGUGGUGAAGAUCCAGCCCAGCGGGGCCGGCUCCUACCCCUCUGGUGUCACCCCCCCGGUGCGCAUCGAGUCCUCCUCCUCCUCUGUGGCCGAGGGACAGACCCUGGACCUCGACUGCAUCGUGGCCGGCCAGGGCCAGGCCACCAUCACGUGGUACAAGCGCGAGGGGUCCCUGCCCGCCAGACACCAGGUGUCGGGCACCCGCCUGCGCAUCCCCCAGGUGUCCGCAGCUGACUCGGGCGAGUACGUGUGCCGAGUGACCACGGGUGGCAUCACGCACGAGACGUCCCUCAUUGUCACCAUCCAGACCGGCGCUGGCUCCUCUUACGCUGUGGGUGUCACACCACCCGUGAGGAUCGAGACCUCGUCUGCUGCUGUGACCGAAGGACAGACACUGGACCUCAACUGCAUGGUGGCCGGGCAGGGCCACCCCCACGUCACCUGGUACCGGCGGGGGGGGGCUCUGCCCCCCAACAGCCAGGUGUCGGGCACCCACCUGCGCCUUGUCCAGGUGUCAGUGGCUGAUUCGGGAGAGUACGUGUGCCGGGUCACCCUGGGGAGCACCACACAGGAGGCAUCUGUCAUCGUCACCGUUCCCAGCAGCGCUGGCACCUACUACUCCCCCAGCGCCUCCCAGCCUGUCCGCAUCGAGUCCUCGUCCUCCGCCAUCGCCGAGGGACAGACCCUGGACCUCAACUGUAUGGUGGCAGGAUCUGGCCCCACCACCGUCACCUGGUACAAGCGCGGUGGCUCCCUGCCUGCCGGCCACCAGGUGUCGGGCACGCGCCUGCGCAUCCCCCAGGUGUCCGCGGCCGACUCGGGCGAGUACGUGUGCCGGGUGACCACGGGUGGCGUCACGCAGGAGACGUCCCUUGUCGUCACCAUCGAUGAUGGCUCCAACCCCUCCCACCCCGCCAGCGUCAUGCCGCCCAUCCGCAUCGAGUCCUCGGCGUCCUCCAUCACCGAGGGACAGACCCUGGACCUCGACUGCAUUGUGGCCGGCCAGGGCCAGGCCACCAUCACCUGGUACAAGCGUGGGGGAUCCCUGCCCGCCAAGCACCAGAUGUCGGGGUCCCGCCUGCGGCUGUCGCAGCUCUCCGUGGCCGAUUCAGGCGAGUACGUGUGCCGGGCAGAUGUGGGCAGCACCUCCCGCGAGGCCACCAUCACUGUCACCGUCACCUCCCACGACAGCUCCAGCUACCGCCUGCAGAGCCCCAUCAUCUCCAUCGAUCCGCACAGCAUGGCUGUGGCCCCGGGUGAGGAUGCCACCUUCAAGUGCCGCAUCCACGACGGUGCCCGGCCCAUCAAUGUCACCUGGCGGAUGGGGCCUGGCCAACACCUCCAAGACAACGUGAAGAUCAGCACCAACGGCUCCGUCAUCUCCAUCACCGGCGCCCACGCAGGCAACCAGGGCGCCUACCACUGCGUGGCCUCCAACCGCUUCGGCGUCGCCAGCAGCGUUGUCAACCUCCUGGUGCAAGGUGCCCCUACCGUGUCAGUGAUGCCCCCAGGCCCCGUGACAGUGAAGGAGGGCAAAUCCCUCAGCCUGGAGUGCCUGGGCCGGGGCGAGCCACGGCCACUGGUGCGCUGGAGCCGUCUGGGCUCACGGCAGAAGGUGGAGCACCAGACGCUGCUGCACAUGGACAGCCAGGCUGUGCUGCAGCUCUCGCCGGCCAAGCCGGAGCACGCCGGGACCUACAUCUGCACGGCACACAGCGCCCUGGGCUCGGCGCAAGCCCAUGUGGACGUCAGCGUGGAGACUGCACAGAGGCACCCCGGGGCCCCCGAGGUCACCGCGCCGCCCGCUGUCACCGUGGUGGCUGGGGACACCGCCACGCUGCACUGCUCAGCCACAGGCGAGCCGGCGCCCCGGAUCGAGUGGUCGAAGCUGCGGGCGCCGCUGCCCUGGCAGCACCGGGUGGUGAAUGGCAGCCUGGUCAUCCCCCGUGCCGCGCAGCAGGACUCGGGCCAGUACAUCUGCAAUGCCAGCAGCCCCGCCGGCUCCGCCGAGGUCUUCGUCACCCUCGACGUAGAGACGCCGCCGUACGCCACGAGCCUGCCGGAGGAGAGCGCGGUGCACAUGGGCGACGCGGUGCAGCUGCAGUGCCUGGCCCACGGCACCCCGCCGCUGCUCUACACCUGGGACAAGCUCAACGGCAGCCUGUCACCCCGCGCCGUGCCCCGCGCCGGCCUCCUGCGCAUUAUCCCCGUGCUGCCCGCUGAUGCCGGCACCUACCGCUGCCUCGUCACCAACCGCGUGGGCACCGCCGAGACCUUCGCCCGCGUCGUCGUCCACGGUGAGCACCCCGGGGUGCCCCGUGCCGUGCCGGGGAUGCCCGCACCACACGGUGACACUUCUAUGUCCCACGCAGGUGACAGUGGCGCUGAUGGCGGCGGUCCCCUGGCCGUGCGGGUGACGCCGGGGAGCCUGGUGAAGGGGGUAGGCAGCACGGCCGAGUUCGCCUGCACCGUCUCGGGGGACCCGCGGGCGCGCCUGGAGUGGGUGAAGGACGGCGGGGAGCUGCCCCCCAGCCACAGCGUGCGGGACGGGGUGCUGCGGAUCCCGGAGCUGGCGCGGGGGGCGCAGGGGGUGUACGUGUGCCGGGCCAGCGCGCCAGGCGGGCAGGCGGAGGACAGGGCCACCCUCACCGUCCAGGCUCUGCCCAGGGCCCUGAUCAACAUCCGGACGGCGGUGCAGACGGUGCUGGCAGGCACGGCAGUGGAGCUGGAGUGCCUGGGCCUGGGCGACCCCCAGCCCCACGUCACCUGGAGCAAAGUGGGGGGCCGCAUCCGGCCGGGGGUGCUGUCUCGUGCCGGCACCCUGACCAUCGAGCGGGUGGAGCGGGCGGACGCGGGGCAGUACCGCUGCACUGCCACCAACGCCGUGGGCACCGUCCAGUCCCACGUCAUCCUCCACGUGCAGGCUGCCCCCCACAUCGCCGGGCAGCCAGAGGUGAAGGAGGUCUCAGCGGGCUCAGUGGCCGUUCUGCCCUGCUUGGCGUCCGGCUUCCCCGUGCCGGAGAUCAGCUGGAGCAAGCUGGAGGGGGAGCUGCCAGCGGGCGCACGGGUGGAGGGCGCGGCGCUCAUGCUGCCGGCCGUGCGACCCGAGGACGCCGGCGUCUACGCCUGUGCCGCCACCAACCGCCGCGGCCAGGAGACGGCUUUCUACGUGCUGAAGGUCCGAGAGCACCUGGUGCCCUACUUCACGCAGACGCCCCACUCCUUCCUGCCGCUGCCCACCAUCAAGGACGCCUACAAGAUGUUUGAGAUCCAGAUCACCUUCCGGCCCGAUGCCGCCGAUGGGAUGCUCCUCUACAACGGGCAGCGCAGGAGCAGCGGUGCCGACUUCAUCUCCUUCGGGCUGGUGGGCGGGCGCCCCGAGUUCCGUUUUGACGCUGGCUCGGGCAUGGCCACCAUCCGGCACCCGACACCGCUGCGCCUGGGCGAGUACCACACCGUGCGCCUCUUCCGCAACCUCACCCGGGGCUCGCUGGUGGUGGACGGGCUCCCCCCGGUCAACGGGACCUCGCAGGGCAAGUUCCAGGGGCUGGACCUGAACGAGGAGCUGUACCUCGGCGGGUACCCUGAUUACGCUUCCGUGGCCAAGACGGGGCUCAGCCAAGGCUUCGUGGGCUGCGUGCGGCAGCUCCGCAUCCAGAACGAGGAGGUGGCGUUCGGGGAGCUGGACCUGCAGGCGCACGGCGUCGCCAACUGCCCCACGUGCCAGGACCGGCCCUGCCAGAACGGCGGCAUCUGCGAGGACGCCGAGAGCAGCACCUACAUCUGCCGCUGUCCCCACGGCUUCACCGGCAGCAACUGCGAGUACUCGCAGGCGCUGCACUGCCACCCAGAGGCGUGCGGGCCUGAUGCCACCUGCGUCAACCGGCCGGACGGGCAGGGCUACAGCUGCCGCUGCCACCUGGGCAAGUCUGGGGAGAGGUGCACUGAAGGCGAGGCGGUGAGCGUGCCGUCCUUCGGCGGGGCGGGCGCCUUUGUGUCCUACCCGCCCCUCACCAACGUGCACCACGAGCUGCGGGUGGAGGCCGAGUUCCUGCCGCGGGCGCCCGACGGGCUGCUGCUCUUCAGCGCCGGCAAAGCUGCCCCCGUCGAGGACUUCGUCGCCCUCGCCAUGGUCGGCGGCCACCUCGAGUUCCGCUACGAGCUGGGCUCAGGCCCAGCGGUGCUGCGGAGCGCCGAGCCGGUGGCGCUGGGACGCUGGCACCGGGUGAUGGCCGAGCGGGUGCACAAGGACGGGACGCUGGUGGUGGACGGCAGCGCCCCGGUGCAGCGCUCCUCGCCUGGCAAGAGCCAGGGGCUCAACCUGCGCUCCCCGCUCUACCUGGGGGGCACGGAGCCCCCCCUGCAGCCCCCCACCAACGCCUCCUUCCAGGGCUGCAUCGGCGAGGUCUCCAUCAAUGGGAAGAAGGUGGAUUUGUCCUACAGCUUCCUGCGGAGCCGGGGCGUGGGGCAGUGCGGGCAGAGCUCGCCCUGCUUGCACGCACCCUGCCUGCACGGGGGCCGCUGCCUGCCCCUGCCCGACGGCAGCCCCCCCUUCCGCUGCCUCUGUUCCCCCGGCUUCAGCGGGCCACGCUGCGAGCGGGCGGAGGACCGGUGCCUGCAGCACAACCCCUGCCUGCACGGCGGCACCUGCAAGGGCAAUGCCUGCAUCUGCCCUGAGGGCUACACCGGCCCCUACUGCCAGCACAGCACGGCGCUGUCAGAGCUGGACCGGGACUGGCAGGAGGGCAGCGGGGGCGGUGAUGCCCCUGGGCAGUUCAGCGCCGCUUUCCGUGAUGGCUCCUACCUGGCCCUGCCCGGCCACCUCUUCCCCCGCGGCGCGCCUGAUGCGCAGGAGGCGAUCGAGCUGGAGCUGCGGACGGACAGCGCCGAGGGGCUGCUGCUGUGGCACGGGGCGGAGAACGGCAAAGCCAAAGACUUCGUGGGGCUCGGCUUGAAGGACGGGCACCUGGUGUUCAGCUACCAGCUGGGCAGCGGCGAGGCCGUCAUCGUCUCCGAGGACCCCGUCAACGACGGCGAGUGGCACCGGGUGACGGCAACGAGGCAGGGCCGGCGCGGGUGGCUGCAGGUGGACGGCGAGGAGCCGGUGCACGGGGAGUCGCCGGGAGCCAACGUCAUGGCCAACACCCAGGGCAGCAUCUACGUCGGCGGCGCCCCGGACCCCCGCAGCCUCACGGCCGGCAAGUUCCUCACCGGAGUGACGGGCUGCGUGCGGGGGCUGCUGCUGGCAUCCGCAGGGAUCCCCCCGCACCCCAUCGACCUGCGGCAUGGCGCGGUGGGGGGCUCCGCCGCGCCCCCCUGCCCCUCAUAGCCCCCCCGGCCACCAAGAGGCUCGGGGAGAGCGAGUUUUGUCGGAUUUAUUAUUAUUGUUAUUAUUAUUUUCCAAAAAGCCACGAGGAAACGGUGCUUCGCUGCCCUGGGAUGGCUCCGGGGGGGGCCGGGACCCCACAAAAAUGUUUACACCCCCCCCCUCGCCCCAAGCCGUGCUGGGGCGGCCGGGCCGCCCGGGUGCCUCCUGGGGUGGCACCGGGGUGGGGGGCGCAAGGGACAAUCCUGGGCGCUGGAGGGGGCACCGGGGCCCCCCCCGGUCCCCUCGCGCUGGGACACCCAUUAAAGGAGAGAGAACGAG
Cygnus olor (mute swan) is the source of this 13038-nucleotide messenger RNA. It is a transcript of the gene HSPG2, whose product is annotated as heparan sulfate proteoglycan 2. NCBI's taxonomy places the organism in Eukaryota, Metazoa, Chordata, Aves, Anseriformes, Anatidae. Gene Ontology annotation, molecular function: cell adhesion molecule binding; calcium ion binding. The record is from RefSeq and is a predicted model, not a curated record. Gene Ontology annotation, cellular component: cell-cell junction. The transcript has 91 exons. The coding region runs from base 91 to 12720 and encodes 4209 amino acids. Gene Ontology annotation, biological process: cell-cell adhesion.